Messenger RNA from Sabethes cyaneus, 1790 nucleotides. RefSeq names its product ornithine aminotransferase, mitochondrial (gene Oat). Gene Ontology annotation, cellular component: cytoplasm. Gene Ontology annotation, molecular function: L-ornithine transaminase activity; identical protein binding; pyridoxal phosphate binding. The coding region runs from base 419 to 1714 and encodes 431 amino acids. The transcript has 3 exons. Lineage: Eukaryota; Metazoa; Arthropoda; Insecta; Diptera; Culicidae. The record is from RefSeq and is a predicted model, not a curated record.
AGCAGCUCGUUCGAUACGGAUUAGUGUUCAUUUUUGUCUUCUUAUGUCUAAUAAGUGAAAAUUAAAUUCGAAUACAACACCGUGACGGAAAAACUGUCGUAUCAAAUCCUUGCCGAACGGCAUGCUAACAAGUUUUCAUAAAAGUCCUAGAUAUAAUGUAUUUCAUGAGGAAUUUCUUAGUUGUCAAAAUCGUCUGGCUGUGAUUCUCUGUUGUUAAAACCGAAAUUAAAUAAGCUAUACUACGCAUGUCCUUGACAAAGUGUAAAAAGAUUGACCGUGCUUAUACAAUUUUCUGGUAGCUACAGUAGUUACAGUGAAGUAAAAGUUUAAUUUUCAACUCAAAAUAAUAGCCUUUCAAAGUUAGUAGGUACAGUUCAACGAAUUCAUCCUAAAAGUUGUCGAACUAUCAACAGCGAACAUGUCGUCCACUGUGACGGUAGCGAAGACGAAACUCCAGAACGCCCAGGAGCCGAUCGUGCUGAAGAACUUACCGGUGGGAGCGUCUUCGCAGAAGGUAUUCGAUCGGGAGGAUAAAUUCGGAGCACACAACUACCACCCGCUUCCGGUUGCACUGGCCCGUGCCGAGGGUGUCUACGUGUGGGACGUCGAGGGUAAACGGUACUACGAUUUCCUCAGUGCCUACUCAGCCGUCAACCAGGGCCAUUGCCACCCGAAGAUUGUGCAGGCCCUAACGGAACAGGCCCAGAUACUGGCGCUGACUUCCAGGGCAUUCUACUCGAACGUGCUGGGCGAGUACGAGGAAUACGUCACACGUCUGUUCGGCUACGACAAGGUGCUACCGAUGAACACCGGCGUCGAAGGGGGUGAAACGGCAUGCAAGCUUGCACGCAAGUGGGCCUACAAGGUAAAGAAGGUACCGAACAACAAAGCGAAAAUCAUCUUUGCCGAGGGUAACUUCUGGGGCCGAACGUUGGCUGCCGUUUCGGCAUCGAGCGAUCCCUCCAGCUACGAAGGUUUUGGCCCGUUUAUGCCCGGAUUUGAGCUGGUUCCGUACAACGAUACCGCUGCUUUGGAGAAAGCUCUGCAGGAUCCGAAUGUGUGCGCAUUUAUGGUCGAACCUAUUCAGGGCGAAGCUGGCGUUGUUGUACCGGAUGACGGUUAUCUGAAGAAAGUGCGUGAACUGUGCACGAAAUAUAAUGUUCUGUUUAUUGCCGACGAAGUUCAAACCGGCCUUGCCCGAACUGGACGCAUGCUAGCGGUUGAUUACGAAGACGUCAAACCAGAUAUUUUGAUUUUAGGUAAAGCUCUUUCCGGUGGAUUGUAUCCCGUGUCCGCUGUACUCGCAAAUGACGAUGUGAUGCUAUGCAUUAAACCCGGUGAGCAUGGAUCGACCUAUGGGGGAAACCCACUAGGUUGCAAGGUAGCACUGGCUGCCCUCCAGGUUCUGGUUGAUGAAAAGUUGGCAGAAAAUGCCGACCGCAUGGGACGUAAACUGCGUGCCUCCUUAUCCGAACUCCCCAAAGACGUGGUUUCCGUUGUGCGAGGCAAAGGACUGCUAAAUGCAAUCGUCAUCAGCUCCGGUGUCGAUGCGUGGGAAGUCUGCCUGCGAUUGAAGGACAACGGCUUGAUUGCCAAGCCAACUCAUGGCGACAUAAUCCGUUUUGCGCCGCCGUUGACGAUCAACGAACAGCAGCUUGAUGAAUGCUCAGAUAUUAUCAAAAACACAAUUAUGUCCUUCGUUAAUGAACAGUAAAAUAGGCUUUAUUUACAUUUGUGUCUUAUGUGUAAGCGUGCAGUUAUCUCAAAUCAAAUUUAUAUUUAAUCAUUUU